This is a messenger RNA of Cydia pomonella (codling moth), 2851 nucleotides long. RefSeq names its product targeting protein for Xklp2-like. Gene Ontology annotation, biological process: activation of protein kinase activity; regulation of mitotic spindle organization. Gene Ontology annotation, cellular component: spindle; microtubule. The transcript has a single exon. Lineage: Eukaryota; Metazoa; Arthropoda; Insecta; Lepidoptera; Tortricidae. Bases 36 to 1445 code for a protein of 469 amino acids. The record is from RefSeq and is a predicted model, not a curated record.
UUAAAUAACUGUCUUUGGAGUGUACUUUAUUAAAAAUGUCUAAAAAUUACGUGACAAGUUAUCGUGGUGAUACAUACUUAACGCCUACUGGUAAAUUAUACAUAAAGGACGAGCCAGUUACUCCUAUUGAGGAAGACUUCGGCGAUCACAAUAAUUUGGAUGAUUUUAUUAAACUCGAACAUGGCGGAAUGAGGAAAUCUAUGUCUAUGAAUGACUUAGCUUCACUUACGUCGGACCUCAUCAAACUAGGAUAUCAUGAACAUGCAGAUCACAGGCAUCGUAAAGUUACAGGAGCGGGCGAGCUGUCGAAAACGAAAUUUGUAUCUAUGGCUGAAGGAGUUUAUCAUUAUCAAAGAGAUACGCCAAAUCGCUUCCAUUCAAGUCGACCUCAAGCAUUCCGUACUAGUGUAGCUCCAGAGCAGCUAGGGCUCACUAUUCCGCAGUCACCCAUGUUGAGAUGUAAGGCACGGUCCCGACCUCUUCACGUUAUAUCUCAAAAAGAAAAAGAAGAAUUGGAAGCAGAAGAAAUAAAAAAAUUCAAGAUUAAAGCUAAUCCUAUUCCGAAAUCAGUGAUUGAAGGCUGUAGAAACCUUCCUGAGGUGCCAAAGAAAUUGCCAACAGUACCUGAACCAUUCCACUUGACUAAAGUGAAUAAAAAAAUAGCUCAGUCACCACCCAUACAUGUUCCUGUAUUCAAAGCGCGUCCUGCACCUAAACACAUACUUGAGAAACCACAGGUGUGUCCGAAACAGUCUAUUCCUCUCACUGUACCUGUCUCUCCAAAGUUCCACUACAAACCACCCCGUCAGAUGCACAACUCUUCACCUAAACCACCCAAGCCUGUUGAAAAGCCAGUUCGUCAUGGACCCCUUAUGGCAGAGCCAUUUUCAUUUGAAAAGAGAGAUGAAGAAAUCAAGCGCCGUCGUGAAGAAAGAAUUAAAAAACAACUUGAAGAGGAGCGCAAACAAGCUUCUCAAUUUAAAGCGCAGCCACUGCCAGGAGCUGUAAAGAAGCAAAUGCAAAUAGCUACAGUCAAAUGUGGUUCAUCUUCAGCAUCCUCAGAAAAUAAAGAGAACCGCUUCAAAUUUGAAGCCAAACCUCCUAUAGUAUUAUACAAAGAACCUUUCAAACCUGUACUAAAGCCAGUUCAACUUUUAAAACCUGCUCCAUUCCAGCUAACAACAGAAAAGAGAGCAGUGGAUAGAGAGAGAUUUGAUAAGAAUCUGAAAGAAAAGGAAGAGGAACAGGAGAGGCUUAGACAACAGAGAGAGAAAGAAAUUCGAGAGGCAGAGGAGCAAGCUAAUGCUGAACUGAGGGCUAAACUGGUGCACCAUCCAAAACCAGUUCCUGUGGUCCACCAUCCAUUUGUUCCCGAAAAAUCUGUGGCUCCACUAACAGUGCCUGAAACCCCUAAAUUUGUUAGGAGAUUGAAGCAACAUGAAUAGACUAGCACACUAGAAUGAUCACAUUUUUUAUAGCAUUUAUCCCUCUUCUCCCUACAGACUUGGUAAUGUAUAGAAACAAUUUUAUUUAUUUUCAAUGAACUUGAAGUUGAUUGUAUAUAAUAAUAGACAUAGUCAUAGAAAAAUCACCACAUUGAAAAAUUGUAACAAUCAUGCUUGCAUUACUUUUAUAUUGAUAAUUUUAUUAUAUAAGGCUGUGAAAAUUCUGAAAUGCCAAUCAGAAAUGGAAACUUCAAGAGAAGUAAACAAAAAAACAUGUUCACCUUCUAAUUUCUUUAGAAAUUACUGUUCCGUUUUAUUAUUGCCUGUCCUGUACUUCAUUCAAUUGUCAAGCCGCCUGUGACAGCACACUAGAAGGAUGAUCAAAUGAGAAACAUUACCGGUGGAUAGGGAUCGAAGUAUGAUGAAAUAAUUCAGUUAUGCUGUGUUGUUCAUGAUGUUUUGUCUGACCGCUCAACAUAUCAGUGGUCAUUGUGUUUUAUAAGUGUAGGCCCUCUAAUGCACCAGUAAUGUUCCGCUGUUCUAGUGGUUCUGUCUAGACUUUCUGUUUUAAUUUAAAAAGUUACUCAAAAUCCUUUGACUGUGUAAAGUAUGGUACCUAAACCAGGUGGUCGGGUAACUAUAGUUCAAAAUUUGUGACAUUUUUAACCAAAAGCAACCACAUUGUCCAUUGUUGAUAAGGUCAAUUUCAAACUGAAGCUAUAUAGAAAUAGUGCAUUAUUAACAAUCGCCAAUAAGUACUCUUGUUUGAAAAUGGCCCAUUUAAUUAAGUACCAAUACAAAUGUUAUUUAUAGUAUUUUAGCAGAAAAUGUUCUCCGCUAUACAUUAAACUUGACUCAGAACUAAGUAUUUCAAAUGACAGUCACAAGUAAACCAAUAUUCCAAGUUAGUUGGGGACCAUAGUUAGGAGAUUUUGGACAGUUUUUGCCAAUAGUAAGGUGGAUGCACCCUUUGCUUGGUGGAAGGAAUGCUCAUAACUUGAACAUAAUUGUGAUCAUUCUAGUUAAUAAGGGAUAGACAUUAUAUUGUUAAUGAUUUAAGACACUCUCUACCUGGAGAAAGGAAUGCUCAUAACUUGAACAUAAUUGUGAUCAUUCUAGUUAAUUAGGGAUAGACAUUAUAUUGUUAAUGAUUUAAGAUUUUGGACUGAUUGACAAUAAUGUUAAUCUUAGUCAAGUCAUUAGUAAUUUCUACAUAAAUUUUAUUACAUGUAAUUUUCAUUGAUUUUGAGUAGUUUUAGUUUAGAGAUAGUUUGUAUUGUGUAGUUUAAAUGUUGUAAUAAUGUUUUCCGUUUAUAGUUCAUUACAUACAUACAUAAUAAUGAUUAUUGUUUUAGUAAUUGUGUAAAUUAACUGUAACUCACUUUAUUAAAAGCUUUAUAACUUAC